GACCUCUCUCACGCGUCUUCGAUCUCCUCCCGAACCCCUCUCAUCAUAACCUCAUCUCACGCCCAGUGCUUCGAGGUUUUCGAUCGAUUGAUGGCGGAGGAGAAACUGAGGCCGAAUGUGAUCACUUUUGUUGGAGUUCUGAGCACGUGCAAUCACGAUGGAUUGGUGAAGUAAGGGCGGAGGUACUUCAACUUGAUGGUGGCAGAGUUCGAAAUCGCACUCUGGAUCGAGCACUACGGCUGCUUGGUGGACCUCCUCGCCCGCGCCCGCCUCAUCAGCUAUGCCCUCGACCUCAUCGCUAGCAUGCCUUGCAAGCCCGAUGCCAUGAUCUGGCGGAGUCUCCAGUCUCCUCAUUGCCUACAGCAAGGGAAACGCUGGCGUUCAGAUCAACGAAUUGGUAGCCUGGAAAGCCCUCAAAUCCACCAACGAUAACUCCAAUGGCAUCUAUGUGCUGCUCUCCCAAGUCUAUGCCUUGGCCAACCAUUGGAACUAUGCAAGCGCCAUCCACUAGAUGUUCGCGAGGAAGGAGCCGGGCUGCAACACCAUCGAGAGGAGCGGCGGGGCGAUGCAUCAGUUUGUCGUCGGCGACACGUCCCACCGGCGGGCGGCGGAGACUACAAUAAGCUCCGAGAGGUGGAGGGGAGGCUAAUGGAGGCGGGGUACGCGCCAGACGUAGUGCAGGCAACGACUGUGGCUGAGGGGGAGGUGGGGGCGUUAAGGUUGCACAGCGAGCGACUGGCGUUCGCGUUGGGACUGCUGGAGGCGAAGGCCGGCGAGCCGAUCCGAGUGAUGAAGAACUUGAGGGUGUGCGGGGACUACCACGCCAUGAUCAAGCUCGUCUCCAAGGUUUACGACGUGGUGAUCAUGAACAUAGAAGUCUGCUGAUGUUACUCAAGAUGUAAUCACUGAGCAUAAAAGGGAGCUAAUGGAGGUGAGGAAGAAAAUUGUAGAGCAAGAUGCACGUAUACAAAACCUUGAAGUAAUGGUGUAUAAAAUGGGUGCAUGCGACAUUUCGAUUGAUGACAAAGGCAAUCGCUUACUGAAGUUGCAUCCCAUGAAUGAAGAUGACAUGAAGAUCGAUGAUCAUGACCCACAGAUUUUGUGUCAAGUUGAUGCUUUACAAGUAUAACACUAGUUGUAGUUUUAUUAAUUGUGGCAUAUUGAUUUUGUGACUUUUGUAUUUUAGGGUAAACCAGUUGCAUUGACAUUCAAGUUUAUGUAAGUUUAUUAUCUUAUUUUAGCU
Molecule: messenger RNA, 1243 nt
Organism: Zingiber officinale
Lineage: Eukaryota; Viridiplantae; Streptophyta; Magnoliopsida; Zingiberales; Zingiberaceae
Product: pentatricopeptide repeat-containing protein At1g56690, mitochondrial-like
Exons: 2
Coding region: 649-885 (78 amino acids)
Molecular function (GO): zinc ion binding
Source: RefSeq, a predicted model, not a curated record